Penicilliopsis zonata CBS 506.65 is the source of this 2638-nucleotide messenger RNA. RefSeq lists its product as hypothetical. NCBI's taxonomy places the organism in Eukaryota, Fungi, Ascomycota, Eurotiomycetes, Eurotiales, Aspergillaceae. Gene Ontology annotation, biological process: mitochondrion inheritance. The coding region runs from base 177 to 2336 and encodes 719 amino acids. Gene Ontology annotation, cellular component: mitochondrial inner membrane. The record is from RefSeq and is a predicted model, not a curated record. The transcript has 3 exons.
GCAGAAGCUUAACAUCUUCUAAAUAAUCAAGCUCCUUGGACUCAGCUGCUAGGUUUGAUGCAUUUGACUUUCUAUCGUCCCUCUCAGGAUUUUGUCAUCAUAGCGGCGCAUUUUCAGACUUGAUUACUACGCCUCUUUCUAUAAACUCGAAAAUUUUCAAGGAUGUGACGAUCACCAUGUCCAGGAAUCUGGGACGCUGGCUACAGGCCAAUUUCUGGGAAUCUGCGAACCCGCAGCUGGCACGAGGAUUGCGACCAACAAAUUUACCUUAUUUUUUCGAACCGACAGUAUUGAACGAAGCUCUCUGUAAGAUUGCCGGCAAACACGGUCUGAAGAGGAUAUCACCGGCAUCUCCCAAGAAAUCAAUACGGGUCACAAGAAGAUUUGCAUCAGGGGGGUUUUUUGUACUCGGCUUUUCUCCCUCGUCGGCUGCCGUUGAUUCCGGAGCAGCAUGUGCAGAAACGUUACGGCUUCACAGGGAUUGCGGCUUAGUCAAUAGAAAGUCGUUGCACUUUUUGACACGAAAUGCCUGGAUACGAAGUAUACAUACCACAAAAGAUGAUAGACUACCUUCAGAGGUGCAGAAGGAACCCUCAAAUCCCGAAAAUGCGACUAUUUCACACCCGGAACCAGAGAAAAAGGGCGAAAAUAACGACCACCGGAACCCAGAGACCCAAGCUCCAAUGUCGAAAGUUCAUGUCCAUAGCAUUUCAAACCGCAACCUCAUCGAUCGUUUGCCUCAUAUUCCUCACUUGCACAGGCCUUCAAAGGAAGAGCUUCUCGCUGCUGCCAACGGGUUCUGGUCUCGAUUAAAGGUUCGCUUCAAGUGGUUUUCGAUUCGGAGCGUUCGCCCUUUCAAUCUGGAUGAAAUAACAGCACUCUUCUCAUGGGUAUUGCUGGGCCAUGUCGUUUGGGUUGUUCUAGGGACUACCACCUUCUUUUCAUUACUCAUCCUCGCUAUUAACACCGUUUUUGCUCAAGAAACUCUCGCCGGGUGGAUUGGAAAUUAUCUCACCAAGUCCUCUGGCGUGAAAGUGGUCUUCGAGUCAGCGAUUGUACCGAAAUGGCGAGACGGCGUUAUAACCUUCAAGAAUGUCUUUGUCUCCAGGCGACCCGGUCAGGGUACUGGAAAUGUUAGCAAGGGCUCCUCAAAGACGGCGGCCGCGGCAGCGGCAGCGGCAGCUUCUAGUGAAUCGUCUAAUCUGGAAACCGCAAAUCAACGACCAGUAGCUGGCGAAGGCGAGGAUACAAACUAUACCCAAUUUGAUUUAUCAAUCGACACCGUUAAUGUCACUUUGUCAUUCACAAAAUGGUUCAACGGAAAAGGUCUACUUCGAGAUGUUGAAGUGAAAGGAAUCCGAGGCGUGGUCGACCGUCGGCAUGUUUACUGGCCUGAUGUUGACCUGGAUCCGAAGUCCUACCGGCAUGAACACAAGCCUGGGGAUUUCGAGAUAGAUUCCUUCAAGAUGGAGGAUCUGUUGGUAACCAUUUACCAACCUGGUAACUUCAGGCCGUUCCCCGUCAGCAUAUUCUCAUGUGAUCUUCCUCAGCUGAGGCAGCAGUGGCUUUUCUAUGAUUUUCUUUCCGCCAACAUGAUGUCUGGCUCGUUCGAUAACUCCUUGUUCACUAUUCAUCCCCGGCAAAGCCACAACUACACUGGCCUGGCAUUGAAUCAAAGGUCAGAACCCGGAGAGCCGCAACCAUGGAAGAAACACAGCAGAAUUCGUAUCGACGGUUUGAAUAUCGAUCACCUCAAUCGCGGGAUUCAAGGCCCUUUCUCCUGGAUUCAUGAAGGAAAUGUCGACAUUAUUGCUGACAUCAUGUUUCCUGCGGAUAACGGCGAAAGUCUUGCAAAGGUCAUGGCGGAUUUCUAUGACCGUUUGGAGGCGACAGUAACGACAAAUCAGUAUCCUGUGCCUAUGUCAAAAAAUGCAGAUAGAACUGAAGAGGACAACUCGACUGAGAGGAAGCAGUUCCUCGAUAUGGAUCUACGCAUCCACCUCAACAAUGUCCGCGCCGUUGUGCCUAUUUUCACACGAGAUUUAUCAUACAUUAAUAAUGCGCUUAUACGUCCCAUCGUUGCGUAUAUCAAUUCUAGGCGGACCUUUAUUCCUAUCAACUGCCGUCUUAUCAAGGAUGUUAAGGAUUUUGAUGGAAGCUGGACGAUCUACGAUAGCGCCUUGAUGGAUGAUCUGUCUGCUGCGGUGUACGAUGCCUUCGCACAGGACGUUGUUGAUGAUCAAGCGCGCAAACGGCGUUUCAAGAAGGUUGGGUUCUGGUCACUUCAACUAGCCGCACAGGCUAUCUUCCUAGGUAUGGCUGGGAAUAUAGCAUGAUUGUAUUAUUAUUAUAUUAUCGGAUGAGGAAUGUGGCGUUGGGCGGUUCGAACAGGCUUACUGGAUUUUCGGCGUUGUUCCAGUCUAUAGAGAAAUUUGCGUUCUCAGAAACGACACAGCUGACUCGCGUCCAAAAGUUUUAAUGUUUGUCCGGGUUUCCCAUGGACACGCUCUAACUAAUGGGACGGCAGUGCUUGAACCACUUGAUUAUAGAAUCACUUACGAGAUAGUUCUUUUCCUGACCUGUCGCCAUACUUGCGCUGGUCCCGUAAUAUUCCAAUUCUACUCACUUUCAACAUUCC